UCUCCCGUGAACUGUCAAACGACGUGCGAAGAUGUUGAUCGUGUAAAAUUUGGUGAUAACAAGCAAUCAGAAAUGAUAAUCGUACUGUUCCACGCUCUCUAUUACUUCGGGAGAUAUGUUUAUCGGAAUUUUUAUGCUCGUUACGGCGAAACCGGAGAAAUCUCGGUCACAAAUCAACUAUUGAACGUGACUGAGGCGGAUUAUGAUUUCCCACCUGAAGAUGAACACGUUUUGGGAGAUUUUAAAGUGAAAUUCUUUCCUCCUGUAUACGUCCAGAGAUAUAACGCUGUACAUGAUGUUCUAGCCAGCGCGCAAUACCACAGGAAGAUACGAAAGGUGAUAGACUUUGGCUGUGCUGAGCUCACUUUUGCAAUACAUUUGAAAAAUACAGACGGUAUACAGGAAAUUAUUUGUGUAGACGUGGAUAGGCCAUUGCUGGAAAAAUUUCAGUCAAAGGUUGCACCUUUACAUUGUGAUUAUCUUGCUCCCAGAACUGAACCUCUUACAAUCCAUGUUUGCGAAGGUAGUGUCGCACACAACGAUAACAAAUUAGCAAACUCUGACGCUGUUAUUUGUAUCGAGCUAAUUGAACAUUUGCAUCCAGACGAAUUGGAAGCAUUUCCACACAAUGUCUUUGGAUUCAUCAAACCCCAAGUAGCUAUUGUAACAACGCCCAAUGCCGAUUUCAAUGUUCUAUUUAAGAAAAUGAAUGGCUUUCGACAUCCCGACCACAAGUUUGAAUGGACAAGAGCACAGUUUCAGGAUUGGGCUAACAACGUCAUCUUACUUUAUCCUGACUAUGAAGUAAGCUUUCACGGAAUUGGCGCUGGCCCUCCGGGUACUGAAAUGUUAGGAUCAUGUUCUCAGAUGGCAGUAUUUCACUGUCACACCAAAUUACCACAAAGUGAGGAACUCGAGGGAGUUGAUGGUUUAUUAAAGACAGUUGUAUUCCACGAAUAUCCGUACAGAACGGAUAAUCGUUCAGAUGAACAGAAAAUACUAGACGAUGCUGUUUACUAUAUACGUUUAUUAUCAUCACGUCAGGAAGAGCUGGCAGAGGAAAUCCCACUGGCGAAACUGAUGUUUUCGGUUGAAAAAUUUCACAUAUCAGUUGAUGUACUCAGAAGUAUACUGGAGGAGGCACAAUGGGCGAUUGUAGAUAGAGAAGAUGGACCUGUCGUUGUAUUGCCUCCGCAAUCUGGAUUCUCAAUAAACUCUGAUUUGGAUGUUGAUGAGUUUCUAGAUAACGACUAUCGACACCACGAUCAUGAAAAUGAUUGGGAUACUACGGAAGUAGGCACUCCCCCUGGUUAUUAUUUUGAUAGUUACAUGGAAACAAAUACAGAAAAUUAUACAGAAGAAGGUGAAAAUUGGGAUGAUGAAGUGCAUAGUGAUACUCGUGGCAGCAAUUAUAAUCUGAACAGCAACAAUCUGGAGCACUCUGAAAUGCACGAUACAGAAAAUCCUGGGGACAGUUUAGACAAUCAGCAGACUAUGGAAGAUUUGAAUGAUGAAGAUCUAUUAUUAAACCCAUCGCAAGACCAAUUGAACAUAACACCUGGUACAUUUAGUGCUGAAACAGAGCUGUCGAUUAAUUUUGUUCCGAUUGAAUCAGAUUCCACAAAUAUCGAUUACUCUAACGAUUCUGGUAACACGCUCAAUUCGGCGCAACAAAACUUGUCUGUACCACUUCUCGUGUCUACUUUAUCACAGACAUUACAGUGUCUAAACAAUGACGGUGAUCACUCCUUGACUGCAAAAAGGAACCAUCAUUUACCUCAAGAAGACUUAAAAAGCUCACAAAAUGAAGGAAGUUAUGUAGGAACAUGCAUGAAGGGUACUGAAAAUUGCAUAACAAAUGAAAAGGCUAACCUUUUUGUUCAUCCUGGUUUGAAUUCUUCCCAGCAUAUGGAGCAUGAAAGUAAAUGCAGUUCAGAAUUACAAACGUGCUCCUAUCUGGUCGAAAUGGAAAAUAAUAUUAAAAAUAUUGAUUUACAAGUUGACACGUGUCUGCCAUGUAAUCAGGUGAAAAGAAUACUGUCCACUAAUUCUCCAUCAAGAUACGAAGAAACUGAAGCAAAUACAGACACUGACUUUUAUUCAGGGGCGAACAAAACAUCUUCCAUUUCAACUGAAGAGGCAACAUUGUUGUUGUCAUGUGAGAAAAGUGUGCUGAUUGAUAAUGAACAUUUAUUAUUAAAUGAAAAGAGGUCUUUGGAAAAUGAACAGGCUUUCAAUAAUGACAGAGAACAUUCGAAAGUAAGCGUUGGUAGCACUGCAAAAAAUUGCAAUGAAUCUACAUCUUACAGUCACGAUAACCAUAAUCUACAAUGUUGCACAAGCAUCGAGUGUUUACACACCAAAAAUAAAGGCUCCUAUGUAAGCAUCUCUGAUUUCUCUCCAGCUACAAGUGAUAGUCGUAAACGUUUCUAUGCUUCAUAUGAUAAUGUAGAUUCUCAUUCUCAAAAGUUACAAACUGAUUUGCUUGACAAUGAAAUAGACAGAUUUGAAGGGAUGAAAAGCCAAGAUAGCAUGUCAUUCAAAAGUAUAAGUGACUGCAGUUUGGAUCUUCAACCGAAAUAUACAAGUACACCUCACAUAUUGGCAGAUUCCUAUCAAAUGCAGAUGACAGGCGAUAAUAAGGCACAAGAACUUUCAGAGCAGGCGAGUUUAGACGAGAACAAAUGUGUACUGUUGCUCCAAAGUGCUCCACAUAUUGUGCAACAAUUCCCUGUGGUUGAAGGUAAAGAUUCUGAAAGUCUAGGUCAUGAACCUAUGAUGGAGCAAAUACUAGAAAAGUCGGAAGAUCAAUUUUCCGAUCCGGAAAUGAAUUUCUCAUGUACAAAUAUUCAACUCUACCAAAGUGACAGUUCCUCAAAAGAUGAUUCUAGCUUACAAAAAAAAUCCUCAUUCGAAGGUGAAAAGUUAAUCAAGAAUGACUCAAUCUACUUAGAGUCAAGAACUGUUGAAGACAUUUUUUCAAGUACGAGUCAACUUUCUUUGCAAAGCAAUAGCGAUAUCAGUUUAUCUGGAACUGCAAGUACUGCAAGUAGCAAUGUAGAUAGAUGGUAUGUGGCAGAAACAAACCCCAUGUAUCAACGAGAUAUUGUUGUACUAAAAGGUGGAAACGAUACUGCAGACAAUCCUAAUGAAGAAGCAGCAUCUGACAGUGACGCAACUGUGUAUGGUGAAGGGAGAAGUGAUGAAAGAGAAAACGAUAAAGCAAUAAGUCACACAUCGAAAACAGCAGAUCACUAUUGUGAACAUACAACGAAUGUUCCAGUGCAACACACCUUCAACGAACAUAUCGAUGAAAAUUUAGACAAAACAGUAAGCACAUUUGGUACCGAAAGCGCUACAUUGUCUUCCAGUGACUGGGUGUAUAGUAAAACAAACGAUAAAUUUGUUUGUGAACUUUCGAAAAAAAGAAAUUAUACAGAAAAUGUUGCUGAUGAUUAUUCUGUAAAAAUUCCAGAAGAUGAAGAUCAUUUAAAAAUGGAAAAAAUCCGUUCGGAUCCUUUUACAGAAUGUAGUACGAGUAUACAAUAUCAGUUUGCGACGGUAAAUCAUCGUACAUCUACAAUAUUCAUACCAGAGUGUACAGAAAUCCAACCAGCCUGUAAUGCAGAUCAUGUUGCGUCAAUAGCAUUAUCACAUAGUAACUUGGCAAAGCAGACUGCAAAUUUAGAUGAAUCAUCUGUUGCUAAUGCAAAAAUGACUUCAGAAAAUUUCUUGGACAAUAUAUGUGAUGUAUCGAGUUCUAAAAUGGCAGCUGACAGUUCUGUUAGGCGAUCAGAUCAUAGGCUAGAUAUAUCUGAGGUAACAAAUACUUUGACUGAUUCCACAAAGAUCUUAUCUGAAAAAGUUGAAGCGACUAAAUGUAAAUUAGAAGCUACCUUAGAAUCACAAAGGAAACUGGCUACAAGUUCACCACUCAUGUCUGCUGAAACAAAAUUAGUUCACACAAUUAAAAAUGUGGAGUACGUUCAAGAUACUGGUAGAAAUUGUGACAUUGACCAAAAUACAACGCAAAUUCGCAAUCAACAAUCUCAGAACAGUGAUCAUGUGACAACAGUUCAGACUACAACAGAACGGCUCGAUUAUGAUAGAGGUCUAUCUUCACAUUCAUUUCAGGGCCACUCGAAUUAUUUGAAUUCAUUCGGGGUUUCAAGUGAGAUAAAAAAUAAAGAGCUACCACUUACUGAUAUUUUUAACACACAUGCAAGUCAAUCACAACCAGCGGUACUAUCGAACAUCAAAUCAAUUCCAAGUCACGAAACUGUAACUCUAUACAAUGUAGGAAAAGUUAAAAAAGAACAAAAUCAAUUACAAUACGAAUCGGAGCCCUCGAGAGCCGCAGAAUAUACAGAUACAAAACCAUUUUCACCAGAAUCGUUGGACACACCGCCUAACAGUUGGUCUCCAGAAAUAAUGGAUUCUGGUUACCCAAAUUCGGCUUCUGCACAUGACGUAACACCCGAGUGUGAGUUAUCAAGCAUUGCAAAUGACAGAAUAUCAGAUUCAGAUUCAGCCAGUGUCGGAGAAGUUCCUGUACCAGGAUUUUACGAGUUCGUCGAAGUUGAAAAUGGUGACUUGGCAAAUAACAACAGAGACGAUGAGGGAAAUAACGUAAUUGCAUUUGAGGCAAAUGAUAACCUAGAUGAUCUACAACCACUAAUUGAUGUACUUGAAAAUGACAUGGAGAAUGAAAACGAUAUUUAUGUACUCCAAAAUGGAUUUCCGAUGUGGCUGUUGAGGAUACUAGAGAUGGCUAAUCCAAUAGAUCUCGAAAAUAUUGGGGGUGCACAUGCACAACUGUAUCCAGCUCUUCAAGAACAAGCGGGCGGAGAUGCUGCAAAUGUAAAUGCAGAAAACGACGAGGGUUUUGAUAGCAGCUCGUUAGAAGAUGAUAGCGACAUUGAGGAUGACGACGCUGAUGAUGCCACUUCUGUUUCGAGCGACGAAACUGAGGAUCAUAGUGGUGUGAAUCCGAGAAGGGAUUGGAGAGCAGGUGGUGAUCCAUGAUUACUAAAAUGAAUGAAGAGUUGUGCUGGUAUGAAAAUUUGAAGAUGGGUGAGUAAUUGAUAUUUAAAUUAGCGAGUUUAAAGAUGUUGUUCUGCAAACUGAUUAUUGAAGAGUGAUUUUACGUUCCACGACUUUUUUCAAGUGCCAACUAAAAAACAUUUAAAAUUGCAAAACGUUUUGAGAUAUUUUGUGACGGUUUGUGCGUAUUGCCAGUUCAACAAAUUCUGUGCAAUCGAGACCUUAAUCUUGAUAUGUAGAAAUGAAGAAUAUGUAUGCAUAUUAUAAUAUUUUUACUACCUUGGUGAUACAUUGGAUUGAACUGAAGGAUGGCACAAAUAACUUUUGAACAAUACAAUCAAUCAUAUUCACAGUCAGGGGAAGUGCAAAAAAUAUUCCAAAGAAAUCUUUGUAUUCUUUUCGAAUAUUUAAGAUAGCAAUUUCUGGCACCGCAAGUCAGAAAUCUGAUCCACAUGACUUCGAGUUAUUUUGGAAAACUGCCGAAAAUCAUUAUCAUUGGUUAUAUCAUUCCCAACAUUUGUUGGAUAUUUGAAAUGCAAGAACUAGAUUCGACUUUGUUGAUGUUUUUGUUUUACGUCAUUAAGAUAUAUUAAAAUUAACAAAGGUAUUGUGCUCAGACAUGAUUAAGAUCGAAUAAAUGUCCAGAAUGGUGAAAAUAUCUAUAGAGCUUACAAUGUGCUUUAGCGUCGCCAUAUAAAAAGGAGACAGUACAAGAAUUUUAUGUACAAAACUAUAUAAUCAUCUACUGUGUAAUGUAAUUGUUUAGGGCCAGUAACUAAAUCAAAACUAAACCAACUAAAUUUAAAAUCUUUAAAAAUAUUAACGUCAUUUAUAAUUGGCUCCUUUUUACAUAGAAAGAUAAUUUUUACACGUAUUUACCAAUACCUUCUGACCUCUAACAAUUAAUAACACAUACAUGUUGCAUCUGCAUAUAAGUAUGUUAUUGAGCUUUGUAUUUCUAUACUUGUACAUAAAUAUCAAAGCUUGUAUUGUUUGAAAAAUAUACAGCUAUUUAGAACUAAUAUUUUUUUUCUAAAUCAAAUAAUCUGUGAUUCUUGAAUUUUUAUUGUGGUUUCCAACAAGUGCAGCUUUUUGGGAAUGUAAAUUAUCAAUAAUAGAAGUGAGAAAUUCCCUUGCUGUAUAUUAUACGGCAGCUUCCAAUAUUAUUAAAUUUAUUUGAAUGUAGAAAAAAUUCGUUUGUCAGUACUUCGAUAAUCUAUCUAAAGUAUAUUAUGUCUUUUCACAUAAAGGUACUAAAUGUUGAAGCUUUAAAUUCAUUGUUAUGUUUUCGAUGCAUUCAAUUUUUUUCUUAUGCAACAGGAAUAACAAUAUGUUAUAUUUUGUGCAAAGUUUAAAAUGAAUGAUAUCCAUCAAAUCAAUUUAUUGUUAGUUAAAACUGUUUGUAUUGAUUAAACUUUUAUAAUAAGUCUGUGUGGCUCUCGAUCAUCACUGUAUCGUUACGCUUUAUGAUAGUAUUAGAUAAAAGCGUAAUACAAAUUGGUAUAAUCUGUUAUCUAUUAGCUUUUCAUCAUAAUACUCUCAGAUUUGAAUGAUAGAGCUGAAUAGGGUAAAUCUUGUCAGAUGGUAAUUUUUAGAAGUUGUCAUGUAUAAAAUAUUCUAAGACUGAAUUCGCAUAUCAUGGUAUAUUUCUUGAAUGAUAUGAAGACUUUGGACAAAAAAUAAAAGAUUAAAAUGAAUCUUGUAAAUAUAUUCAUUUUUAAUUCCAACAAUAAAACUUAAAUACAUAUCAAGAGAUAUUAGGUUUAUAAUAUUAAAAUGUGCAAACAGGUGAUCUUUGAAAAAAAAAGAUCAAUAAUAGUAAAAUUACAGUAUCUGAUAAUUAAUAGAAAGUACAUUAAUUACUCAACUUUUUGUAGCAAAAAUCUCAAUAAUAUCAAAUAUUUCUAGCGGGUUAGUGAAUCAGCGCAGUAUGUUACGUAUUGUAUCACUCGAGCGAUGAAACUGGCUUGAAUCGAAAGUGUCAAAAUAUUUAUCCACAUAAAUUGACGACCAAGCAAAUAAUAAUUACCUAUACUUUUAUCUUCAUGAAAUUAAAAUAGGUCGAACUAAGGUAUGUAAAUAAUUGAGCUAUUUUAUUCAGUCGCAUUGUUUAUUUCAAUAGCGGUGGAAUAAAAUUACAAGGUGUACAAGGUAACAUGUAUCAAUAUAAUCACCGUAACUUUUAUAUGAUCAGUUGAUUGCUUAUUAUAUUAAUAUAUACAGUUAUUGUGUGAUCUAACUGGUUUUAGUAAAUCAUAACAUUAAUACUAUCAGUGUAACUCAGAGUCACUUGCAUAAUAAGCUUUCACAUAUCGUUCUCCUUUACUCAUCAUUGUUUUGUUUUCGUGUUACAAAUUUUUUGGAAUACUUUGAUGUUGUAGAUAUAAAAACGCUAGCGACAGAGAGCUAAUUCCAAAUGAAAUUUAUAAUCAUGUGUCUGCUUUUAUCUGCGGUACGUGGUUAUAUUCAAUGGAGUUCCUAUUUAUUGGGACUACUAGUGUUUUGUGAUCAUUACGAAAAGCUCUGAAAACAAUAAUUACAGUUUUCAACUUAGAUUCGACUGAUUUUCUAGCCUUCCAAUCAGGCAAUUUUACCUCUUAAACCUCAUCUUUAUUACUCCAAUGACAUGUAAGUACACAAAAGUCAUAGCCGGUUAAGAAUGGAGGAUGCAUCAGCCCCCGACCGGAAUUUCACUCAAAAUUGGUCUGAAGUUUUCUCAUACGGAAACACUAAUCUGUACCAAAUAUUAGAUCCAGUCUGAUAUUAUAACACCGAUAAUCAAGAAAAACGUGUUUUCUCAAUUUUUGUUCGUAUUCUUUUUUCCAAGCAACCGAACCUAAUGAAAAACCUGUAUCACAUUAGAACUCAAAGUUGAAAGAGCAGAAUACAAAUUCAAACACCACUUUUUUCUUGAUAACUUGUAUCAUAGAUGCGGGUGCAACCUCAUAUUUAGCAUGAAUUAGUGUUUCAUAAAAGAAUUGCAGACUAAUUUUGAGUGAAAUCCCCGGCGAGGGCCUAACGGGCAUUCUUGGCCGGCUAUGGCCGUUCAUAUCACUUUCAGUUGGAAUAAAGUCAAUUUUUUAUUGUUCAUAAUAACUUUAUAGAAUUGUCGUGUAUUUGUUUCAAUGUAUAAUCAUAUUUUUCUAGGAAAUGCAUCGGUCAUAACAAAAAUGAUCUUACUCGUGGAUAAACAAUGAUAAGGUAACUAACUCUACUCUAUUCAAAUACAC
Molecule: messenger RNA, 8273 nt
Organism: Neodiprion fabricii
Lineage: Eukaryota; Metazoa; Arthropoda; Insecta; Hymenoptera; Diprionidae
Gene: Hen1
Exons: 7
Coding region: 73-5025 (1650 amino acids)
Biological process (GO): piRNA processing; RNA methylation; siRNA processing
Cellular component (GO): cytoplasm; nucleus
Molecular function (GO): O-methyltransferase activity; RNA methyltransferase activity
Source: RefSeq, a predicted model, not a curated record